CAAUGGAUGGAGCCAACCACUCUUGGGUGUCUGAGUUUGUGUUCCUGGGACUCUCUAACUCAUGGGCAAUCCAGAUUCUCCUUUUCCUCUUUUCUUCUGUGUUAUACAUGGCAAGUCUGAUGGGAAACCUCCUCAUUGUGUUCUCAGUGACCGCUGAUGCUAACCUACACUCUCCCAUGUACUUCUUGCUGGCCAAUCUCUCACUUCUUGACCUAGGAGUUUGCUCUAUUGCAGCCCCCAAGAUGAUUUAUGACCUUUUUAGAAAACACAAAGCCAUCUCUUUUGGGGGUUGUAUAACUCAGAUCUUCUUUAUUCAUGCUGUUGGAGGCACAGAAAUGGUGCUGCUCAUGGCCAUGGCCUUUGACAGGUAUGUGGCCAUAUGCAAGCCCCUCCACUACCUGACCAUCAUGAGCCCACGGAUGUGCAUUUUAAUUUUGGCUGUAUCCUGGAUUAUCGGCCUCACCCACUCAGUGGCCCAAUUGUUUUUUGUUGUAAACUUGCCUUUCUGUGGUCCUAAUGUACUGGACAGCUUUUAUUGUGAUCUCCCUCAGCUCAUUAAACUUGCUUGCACAGAUACCAACAGACUGGAGUUCAUGGUCACAGCCAACAGUGGACUCAUCUCUGUGGGCUCCUUCUUCAUACUGGUCAUUUCUUACAUCUUCAUUCUGGUCACUGUUCCAAAACACUCUUCAGGUGGUUUGUCUAAGGCCCUUGCUACUCUGUCAGCUCAUGUAACUGUGGUGGUUUUGUUCUUUGGACCAUUAAUCUUCUUCUAUACCUGGCCCUUCCCUUCAUCACACUUGGACAAAUUUCUUGCUAUCUUUGAUGCAGUUCUCACUCCUUUUCUGAACCCAAUUAUCUAUACAUUAAGGAACAAGGAGAUGAAGACAGCAAUUUGGAAACUUUGCUAUCAGCUUGUAAUUUAUAGGAAGAUAUCCUAA
Messenger RNA from Castor canadensis (American beaver), 941 nucleotides. RefSeq names its product olfactory receptor 4F3/4F16/4F29-like. Lineage: Eukaryota; Metazoa; Chordata; Mammalia; Rodentia; Castoridae. The record is from RefSeq and is a predicted model, not a curated record. Gene Ontology annotation, molecular function: olfactory receptor activity; G protein-coupled receptor activity. Gene Ontology annotation, biological process: G protein-coupled receptor signaling pathway. Gene Ontology annotation, cellular component: membrane.